Molecule: messenger RNA, 1038 nt
Organism: Epithele typhae
Lineage: Eukaryota; Fungi; Basidiomycota; Agaricomycetes; Polyporales; Epitheliaceae
Product: HAD-like protein
Exons: 3
Coding region: 1-1038 (345 amino acids)
Molecular function (GO): beta-phosphoglucomutase activity; sugar-phosphatase activity
Source: RefSeq, a predicted model, not a curated record
AUGUCUACGACCACCCACUUCUACGCCGACGCCGUCCUCUUUGACAUGGACGGCACGCUCACCGACUCCAUCGCUGCCGUCGAGGCCGCCUGGGGCAAGGUGGCCAAGGACAUCGGCCGCGACCCCGAAUACGUGAUCGCCGCCACCCACGGCAAGCGCGCCGUCGACAACCUCGCCCAGUUCAAGCCCCACAUCAAGGCGCACGAGAUGGACGGCGAGGUCCAAGCCUUCGAGGAGUCCAUCCUCUACUUCGCCGACGCCUACCACAAGCACGGCCCCGGCUCGCUCCCCACCUCCCCCGUCUCCUCCGGCGCCGCCACCCCCGCGCUCUCCUCCGCCAGCGGCUCCACCCCGUCCUCCCGCACGAGCUCGCGCGCGCCCUCCUUCGCCGGCAACCUCGCCCAGCUCGCCGCCAUCCGCCGCCCGUCCUUCCUCUCCCGCGUCUCGAGCCUGCUCUCCAUGGCCCCCGCGAUCCCCGAGGGCGACGCCGCGACGUUUGAGGACCCGAUCAUCGAGGAGGGCGACGAGGAGACUGAGUGCCAGGAGUGGCGCGAGCGCGCGGUCAAGCAGCACCAGCUCGAGGCGUGGCAACUCGAGGCGUGCGCCGUCGACCGCUCCGUGCGCAUCCUGCCCAGCGUGAAGCGCAUCAUGGACUCGAUCCCGAAGGGACGCUACGCCGUCGCGACUUCCGGUGCCAAGACCUAUGCUUACGGCUGCAUGACCCGCGUCGGCAUCACCCCACCUCCCGUCACCAUCACCGCGGACGACAAGCGCCUCAAGGCUGGCAAGCCUGCGCCGGACCCGUUCCUGCUCGCCGCGAAGGAGCUUGGCUUUGACGCGAAGAAGUGCGUCGUCUUCGAGGACUCCCCCUCGGGUAUCCGCGCAGGCGUCGCUUCGGGCGCGACAGUCAUCGCUGUUUGCACCAGUCACGAGCGCUCGAAGAUCGAGAACUGCGGCGCGCACUACAUCGUCGACACCAUGGACAAGAUCAAGAUCGAGACUGAGGGCGACCGCCUCAAGUUCGUCGUCUCGCAGUGA